Molecule: messenger RNA, 2313 nt
Organism: Talaromyces atroroseus
Lineage: Eukaryota; Fungi; Ascomycota; Eurotiomycetes; Eurotiales; Trichocomaceae
Product: Pre-mRNA-splicing factor cwc22
Exons: 2
Coding region: 1-2313 (770 amino acids)
Biological process (GO): mRNA splicing, via spliceosome
Cellular component (GO): catalytic step 2 spliceosome
Molecular function (GO): RNA binding; protein binding
Source: RefSeq, a predicted model, not a curated record
AUGUCUGACCCGGUGGUCCUUCAGUCUGCGGUUCGAGUACCAACUCCUCCUCCAGGAGGGUCGUACUCCCAGCAACCAUCUGGCGUGCGCAAGCGAUCUCCUCCCUCUCGUUCGCCGUCGCCCAACCGCCGCAAAUCUCCCCCAAGCGGUCCUUCGGGCGAUGUCAGAGACUUGCCUUAUGUAGAUCCCGACCGUGCGUUGGAAAGGGAAAGACAACUUGCCGAAAGACUAAAGCAGCAAGAAAAACGAGAUGCUGCGCGAAAGCCCAUGACCGAGGAUGAGAAGCAGGCCGCGGCCAAAGCCGAAUACGAGAAGCUCCUCAAUAUGCGAUCAGGAGGAACGUAUAUUCCUCCGGCCCGCCUACGUGCGCUGCAGGCUCAGAUCACGGACAAAUCCAGCAAGGAAUAUCAACGAAUGUCUUGGGAGGCAUUGAAGAAGUCUAUCAACGGUCUGAUCAACAAAGUCAACGUCUCCAAUAUCAAGCACAUCGUACCCGAACUUUUCGGCGAGAAUCUAAUCCGCGGUCGAGGUCUAUUUUGUCGAAGCAUUAUGAAAGCACAGGCCGCGUCUUUGCCUUUUACGCCUAUAUACGCGGCAAUGGCAGCAAUUGUCAAUACGAAGCUUCCUCAGGUCGGAGAAUUAUUGCUCAAUCGCCUAAUUGUCCAAUUUCGCAAAGCGUUCAAGCGAAAUGAUAAAGCCGUCUGCAUCUCUUCGACUACUUUCAUUGCCCACUUGUGCAAUCAGCAAGUAGUCCACGAAAUGGUGGCGGCUCAGAUCCUCUUGCUUUUACUUCAUAAGCCUACAGACGACAGCGUUGAAAUUGCAGUCGGGUUGACCCGUGAAGUAGGACAGCAUCUGGAAGAGAUGAGUGGGCCUAUUGCAUUGGCGGUGUUCGACCAGUUCAGGAAUAUUCUCCAUGAAGCCGAUAUCGAUAAGCGAGUGCAAUAUAUGAUUGAAGUUUUGUUCCAGGUCCGAAAAGACCGAUUCAAAGACAACCCGGCAAUUCGUGAGGAGCUCGACUUGGUUGAGGAGGAAGAUCAGAUAACGCAUCGCGUAGGCUUGGAUGAUGAGAUUGAGACACAGGAUGCACUCAAUGUUUUCAAGUUUGAUCCGGAGUGGCAGGAGCAUGAAGAUGCUUAUAAGAAGUUGAAGGCAGAGAUUCUGGGCGAGGGAAGUGACUACGAAAGCGACGAAGAUGAUGAUGAAAGCGACGAGGACGAAGAAGCCGAGGAGGAGCAGCUGGAGAUUCAAGACCAAAGCAAUACGGAUCUUGUUAAUCUGCGACGUACAAUCUACUUGACGAUCAUGUCAAGUAUGGACUUUGAAGAAUGUUGUCACAAAUUGAUGAAAAUCUCUCUCCCUCCCGGCAAGGAACCCGAGUUGCCGUCGAUGAUUAUUGAGUGCUGUUCUCAAGAGCGUACAUACUCAAAGUUUUACGGAUUGAUUGGGGAGCGAUUUGCCAAAUUGAAUCGGCUCUGGUCUGACUUAUUCGAGGAGUCGUUUGCCAAAUACUACGAAACCAUUCACCGUUACGAAACAAACAGACUGCGCAAUAUUGCUCGAUUUUUUGGUCAUGCUCUAAGCAACGAUGCUAUCGGCUGGCAUGUGCUAUCUUUGAUUCACCUAAACGAGGAAGAGACGACAUCUAGCAGCCGUAUUUUUAUAAAGAUUUUGUUCCAAGACCUCGCUGAGCAUAUGGGGCUCCCUAAAUUGAGGGAACGUCUUACAGACCCCGUGCUUCGACCUAGCUUUGACGGACUGUUCCCGCUGGAUAACCCUCGCAACACUCGAUUCUCAAUCAACUACUUUACCAGUAUCGGUAUGGCUAUUCUUCCUACACGGGCUCUUCUCGAUCGUACUCGCGCUCGCGCUCACCACGCCCACGUGGCGAUCGUGCAUCCAGCCGCGGACGAUCAUACACAAGGUCUCCUUCGCGUCCCCCUUCCCGAUCUCCUUCUCGAUCUCCUUCUCGCUCGUCUGUCCGUAAUGAUAGAGGGCGUGGUCGGCGUCGAUCUUAUACACCAUCACGUUCACGUUCACGCUCGCGCUCGCGCUCGUUGUCAUACUCGAGAUCGCCUUCACCUCCUCGCACACGUGGUAGACGUGAGCGAUCGUAUACAAAAUCACCUUCACGAUCCCGGUCCGUUUCGUAUUCUCGCUCACCAUCCCCUCCACCGCGUCGAGGUGGAGACCGAGGCGCCGUUCGACGACGCUCCUACAGUCGGUCUCGCUCACGCUCCCGAUCAGUCUCCUACACUCCACCGCCACGAAACCGUCGGAGAUGAAACAAUUGAAAGAUUGGUUUGGUUGUAG